This is a messenger RNA of Equus quagga, 558 nucleotides long. RefSeq names its product ribosomal protein S19 (gene RPS19). Gene Ontology annotation, cellular component: ribosome; cytosolic small ribosomal subunit. Gene Ontology annotation, biological process: ribosomal small subunit assembly; translation. The transcript has 6 exons. Gene Ontology annotation, molecular function: RNA binding; structural constituent of ribosome. The record is from RefSeq and is a predicted model, not a curated record. NCBI's taxonomy places the organism in Eukaryota, Metazoa, Chordata, Mammalia, Perissodactyla, Equidae. Bases 83 to 520 code for a protein of 145 amino acids.
UCGCGAGACCCGAAUCCCGACUUGGGCGCCGGGGAAACCCCGUUGCUCCCUUUCCCCUGGCUGGCAGCGCGGAGGCCGCACGAUGCCUGGAGUUACUGUAAAAGACGUGAACCAGCAGGAGUUCGUCCGAGCCCUGGCAGCCUUCCUCAAAAAGUCCGGGAAGCUGAAAGUCCCUGAAUGGGUGGACACUGUCAAGCUGGCCAAACAUAAAGAGCUUGCUCCCUACGAUGAGAACUGGUUCUACACGCGAGCUGCUUCCACAGCGCGGCACCUGUACCUCCGGGGUGGUGCUGGAGUCGGCUCCAUGACCAAGAUCUAUGGGGGACGUCAGAGAAACGGUGUCAUGCCCAGCCAUUUUAGCAGAGGCUCCAAGAGCGUGGCCCGCAGGGUCCUCCAAGCCCUGGAGGGGCUGAAAAUGGUGGAAAAGGACCAAGAUGGAGGCCGCAAACUGACACCUCAGGGACAGAGAGAUCUAGACAGAAUCGCUGGACAGGUGGCUGCUGCCAACAAGAAGCAUUAGAACAAAUGAUGCUGGUUAAUAAAUUGCCUCGUUCGUAA